AUGAUUCUGUCCAACACCACGGCCACGACGCCCUUUCUGAACGCGCUGUGGCAGGGGACGGCUCACCAGGGCGGCAACACGUCAGGCCUGGCCCGCAGGUCGCCUGGCGGUGACGACAGCCAGCUGGAGGCACUCUAUAUCCUCAUGGUGCUCGGCUUCUUUGGCUUCUUCACCCUGGGCAUCAUGCUGAGUUACAUCCGCUCCAAGAAGCUGGAGCACUCCCACGACCCGUUCAACGUGUACAUCGAGUCCGACACCUGGCAGGAGGAGGACAAGGCGUACCUCCAGGCCCGGGUUCUGGAGAGCUACAAGGCAUGUUACGUCAUUGAAAACCAGCUGGCCGUAGAGCGGCCCAACGCACACCUUCCCGAGAUAAAACCUCUGUCAUGA
This is a messenger RNA of Prionailurus viverrinus (fishing cat), 390 nucleotides long. RefSeq names its product potassium voltage-gated channel subfamily E regulatory subunit 1 (gene KCNE1). Gene Ontology annotation, biological process: ventricular cardiac muscle cell action potential; potassium ion export across plasma membrane; regulation of ventricular cardiac muscle cell membrane repolarization. Gene Ontology annotation, molecular function: voltage-gated potassium channel activity involved in ventricular cardiac muscle cell action potential repolarization; transmembrane transporter binding; potassium channel regulator activity. The coding region runs from base 1 to 390 and encodes 129 amino acids. The record is from RefSeq and is a predicted model, not a curated record. Gene Ontology annotation, cellular component: membrane. Lineage: Eukaryota; Metazoa; Chordata; Mammalia; Carnivora; Felidae. The transcript has a single exon.